Molecule: messenger RNA, 3468 nt
Organism: Arabidopsis arenosa
Lineage: Eukaryota; Viridiplantae; Streptophyta; Magnoliopsida; Brassicales; Brassicaceae
Source: the annotation of a GenBank genome assembly
AGGGUUUCGAUAGUUUCUUUCCAAUCGAGUUUUCUUCUUUAAUCUCUGGGACGAAAUUUCCCUUAGGGUUUCGAAGAUCCGAAUCUGUGGACGGAGGCAAUUCGACGUUUUCUUGAGCUGCAAAGAUGUUCUGGCGAAUGGCGGGAUUGUCAACGGCGUCUGCCGUUGAAGCAAUUUUGGAUAAAGAUAGUUUCACAUUAGAGGACCUUCUUGACGAGGAUGAAAUUAUUCAAGAAUGCAAAGCCUUGAACGGACGACUCUUAAAUUUCUUGAGAGAAAGAGUGCAAGUGGAACAACUUAUUAGGUACAUAAUAGAGGAGCCUCUCGAGGAUGUGGAAAAGAAGCGAACAUUCAAGUUUCCUUUCAUUGCCUGUGAAAUUUUCACAUGUGAGAUUGAAAUGAUACUGAAAACACUAGUAGAGGAUGAGGAGUUGAUGCUAUUGCUGUUUUCGUUCUUAGAAGCUAAAGAAACCCAUAACUCAUUGCUUGCCGGGUACUUCAGCAAGGUUGUCAUUUGUCUGCUGGUGCGGAAGACGAUCCCUUUCAUGCAAUUUAUAAAAGAUCAUCAAGAAAUACUGAAGCAGCUUGUUGAUUUGAUUGGUAUUACAUCUAUAAUGGAGGUUUUAAAACGUCUGGUUGGUACUGAUGAGCACCUAUAUUCAAACUACACAAGUGCAAUGCAGUGGGUAGAGGAUACAGAUGUGUUAGAGAUGAUUGUGGACAAGUUUGGCUCCUCAGAUUCUCCCGAGGUACAUGCCAAUGCAGCUGAAAUUCUUUGUACUGUAGCAAGAUACGCACCCCCUGGUCUUGCUACAAAACUUUCCAGCCCCAGUUGUACUGGAAGGUUGUUAAAACAUACUUUAGAAGAUUCACGGCCUAAGUCUGUUCUGGUUAAUUCAUUAUCUGUAUGCAUAUCUCUGCUGGAUCCUAAGAGGUUUACAUUGGGGACUUAUCAUAUAUAUGGCCGUCAAUUAACCCAUGGAAGCAUGGUAACUAAUCCUGAGACAGUGGAGGGAAUGCUUGGAAGCCUAGGUGAUUUACUUAUGCUUUUGAAUGUUUCAUCUGCUGAGGGUGUUUUGUUGACAACGUAUGGCAAGUUGCAACCACCUCUUGGGAAACACAGAUUAAAGAUUGUAGAGUUUAUUUCAGUCUUACUCACUGUCGGAAGUGAAGCAGCAGAGAAGGAAGUAAUUCGGCUUGGAGCGUUGAAAAGAGUGUUGGACUUGUUCUUCGAGUAUCCCUACAACAAUUUUUUGCAUCACCAUGUGGAGAAUGUAAUUCUCUCAUGUUUGGAGAGCAAAAACUCUCAACUUGUUGACCAUCUUCUCAGUGAGUGCAAUCUUAUUGGGAGUAUACUAGAGGCGGAAAAAGACUCCACAUUAACUACUAGUGAUUCUGAUAAGCUUCAGCCGACAGUCCCUGCAGAGGGUAGCAAGCCACUCAGGAUUGGAAACAUUGGUCAUAUGACUCGUAUCUCGAACAAACUUCUUCAGCUAGCUAAUAGCAAUGUCGAAAUUCAGUCACGUUUGCAGGAAAAUAGCAAAUGGGUGGACUGGCAGACAGAUGUAUUGUCAAAGCGUAAUACAUUGGAAAAUGUCUACUCUUGGGCCUGCGGGAGGCCAACUUCACUCCAUGAUCGUAGUAGAGAUAGUGAUGAUGAUGAUUACCACGAUAGAGAUUAUGAUGUGGCAGCCCUAGCAAACAACUUGAGCCAGGCCUUUCGGUAUGGAAUUUACAGCAAUGAUGACAUGGAUGAGGCCCAAGGCUCUAUGGAACGUGAUGAUGAGGAUGUCUACUUUGAUGAUGAAUCUGCAGAAGUCGUCAUAUCUUCCUUGCGCCUUGGAGAUGAUCAGGAGAGCGAUUCUCUGUUCACAAAUUCAAACUGGUUUGCAUUCGAUGAUGAUAAAGCUGCAAAUGAGCGCUCAAUGAGCUCAGCUGCUUCCCCUUCACCCAAUGCUGAUGGAGAUGGUGACGAUGAUGAUGUCGUCAUAGGCGAAGCCGAUGAAUUCAACGACACUGCAGCUUCUUCCCCACCUGAUGAUAUGGAAACAGAAGAUUCUACAUCAAAGCAUCCUUCUGAAAAUCCGAGUGAACCAGAACCUGAAAAAUCACCUGCUUGGGUAGAGUGGAGAGAGACCUCUGAGUCCACUGCGCCUUCUUCCAACCCAGAUGAAACUACCAUAUUGUCCAAUGGUGAUGUUCAAAUUGAGAAGGAGGAUAAUGAUGAUGAUGAUACCGAUAACAAAAGUGCAGUGAAAACACCAGGUGUAUCUGGCGAUGAAACCACAGAGAAGUUACCAGACGAGAGUGGUGUUGAACCCACUGAGAGCUCAUCAAAAGCGAGUGGCAUUGAACCCUCUGAGAUCUCACCCAAAGCUAGUGGCAUUGAACCCAAGGAGAGCUCACCUAAAGCGAGUGGAGCUGAAGUAACUGAGAACUUGAGAGAUUCCGAUCCUGCUGAAUCGCAUGCAGAUGCUAAAAGCUCUGAACCUGAAAGCCCCCAUGGGACAAAAGAAACAGAGGUUGCAGCAGAAGCAGAUACCAAAGAGACCGAAGAAGCUGUGAAGGAACCAGAGAAGUCUUGCAUACUAAAAGUCGAUCUAAAGUGUUGCACCGGUUGCCAAAAAAAAGCAAGCAUGAAAUUGCAGAGAAUCUCUGGUGUCGAAGAAGUGGAGUAUAACAGCGAAAAACGGCUCAUGACAGUCACAGGUGACGUAGAACCGAUGGCUCUGGUUCGUAAACUUACUAAAUAUCGCAUAAAAACAGAGCUUUUCUCAGUCAAGUACCAGCUUGAUGAUGAUGAUCUAAACAGUGAUGAUGAAGACGGCACUUCUUCUGACUCUACUAGUUCAUAUAAUGAUCCUAAACCCAUGGAACGUGAAUUCCAAGAGAAGAUGAUGCAGCAGAAGAAGAAGACUGGGCUACUAAAAAAGCCCCCUUUUUUAGGAGGGUGUUGCAGCAGUAAAUCAAAUGUUGUUCAGCCUUUACCGAUGCGAAACCGAAACUGGCAUGUCCCAUCAAAGUUUGAGAAUGGUCCUCCUGGCUUCGGCAUUCGUUUUGGCAAUGCUUCAACAUCAUCGCAGUUGUGGCCUCCGCAUCCAAUGAUGGGCUAUCCACCAACGAUGCAACCAAUGAUGCAGCAACAACCACCCCCUAUGAUGAUGCAGCAACAACCACCACCAAUGAUGCAGCAACAAGCACAAGUUCCAAUGACAGGAGUUUCAAUGCCACCUAAUGUUAACAUGUUCCAGCCAGCACCCCAGCCUUAUUUUAUGUCAAAGCUCAAGAUGAACCCUAAGUUGCAUUACACAGAGGAGAAGAAGAAGUGACUCGAACCGCUGUGAUUUUAUUUCCCACCUAGGCUACUUGUUUUUUUGAUUAUGUCUCUGAUACAUAUACUAAGCAAAAUAAUUGUUUUGAAGUGUUGUCUCUUUUGCCAAUUGCCGGUAAUGAACAUUUUUAAAACAA